This is a messenger RNA of Pogonomyrmex barbatus (red harvester ant), 2292 nucleotides long. RefSeq names its product Wnt oncogene analog 10 (gene Wnt10). NCBI's taxonomy places the organism in Eukaryota, Metazoa, Arthropoda, Insecta, Hymenoptera, Formicidae. Gene Ontology annotation, biological process: cell fate commitment; canonical Wnt signaling pathway; neuron differentiation. The record is from RefSeq and is a predicted model, not a curated record. Gene Ontology annotation, cellular component: extracellular region. Gene Ontology annotation, molecular function: frizzled binding; cytokine activity.
CGUGAGGAGAGAGCGAGAGAGAAGAAGCAAAGGAAAAGGAGAGAUAAAGAGCUUCUACUUCAGCAUCAUCUCGAACGAGGGAUCCUUCCGUUUGGGUGCUAGGGGUGUGCAACCCUGGACAAAGGGUCGCACUCAACUUUUUUAAAGUGUGCAAACCACGCAAAGAAGAGAAGACGUUCUCGAGGCGAUGACAGGAUGCCUCCGUCUCGUACAGAACGUGCAUACGAAGGCCCACCAUCCAGGAUCGCCACCAGGAUUGGCCCCACCGUCGCUCUCUUACUGAUCCUUUUCGAACAUCGCCGCGCGACUUGUCUAAUGAGCAAUUCCGUGGAUGAUUGGGUGAGUGGCAGUGCUGUCGUGUGUAACGGCAUUCCGGGAUUGACGAAGGAGCAACGCGAGCUUUGCUACAGAAAUCCCGAUGUUACCGUAACCGCGAUCAAGGGGUUGCAAAUGGCCAUAUCUGAGUGUCAGCAUCAGUUCAUGUGGCACAGGUGGAACUGUUCAUCCCUCACGCCAAGCAGCAGAACUCAACAGAGCAGCGUCCUUCUUCAACGAGGCUACAGAGAAACGGCGUUUGCCUACGCGAUUUCAGCAGCUGGCGUGGCUCAUAACGUGGCUCGUGCCUGCAGCAUGGGUCGCCUGCUCUCCUGCAGCUGCGAUCCUUCGAGUUAUGCGGAUAAAACGCCAACGACGUCCAAUGCCAGAGACGUCCAAUGGAAGUGGGGUGGCUGCUCCCACAAUCUCGAAUACGGCAUAGAAUUCUCGAGACAGUUCCUAGACAUGCGGGAGAAAGCCGGCGACAUACAGUCUACGGUGAAUCUACAUAAUAAUCAAGCUGGUCGUCUAGCAUUGGCGAGCAACAUGCAGAUGCGCUGCAAGUGCCAUGGAAUGUCUGGGUCGUGCGAGUUGAAAACCUGCUGGAAAAUUGUACCGGACUUCCGAGUGAUCGGAAAGACGCUGAAGGACCGUUUCAGAAACGCCGUAUUGGUGACGCAGACCAAUCUAGGCAAGGUGACACCGUCAAACAGAAUCCGAGGAUCGCGUCGGAGGCAGCGACAGAGGAAGCAUCGCGGAGGCGGCCGUAGGAGGAAACUCCGCGAUCUUCCGAAGCAGCUGUAUUACUAUCAAAAAUCGCCAAACUUCUGCGAGCGAGAUUCGACGAUUGACAUCGCCGGCACCGUCGGUCGCCGAUGCAACAAAACCAGCACCGGUGGGGACGGAUGUGCCAGUCUGUGUUGUGGCAGAGGCUACAACGUGGUGCGACAGCGGCGAACGGAGCGUUGCAGCUGCAAAUUCCACUGGUGCUGCUUCGUACAGUGUCAAAAUUGUACGGUGGAGGAGUGGAUUACGGUUUGCAAAUGAAAUGGAAUGAGAAAGCGAGAAAGGGAGUGUCUAAGACUGAUGGAAAUCGACAUCAAUUUUUUUCCUUUUUGUUUCGCGAUCGAAUCGAAGAGGAAAUUAGCUCCGGAGAUUUGCCGAAGAUUUGCACGCAGCGAGGCUAUUUGUGUUCGCAAAAAUCGUAAGUCGAUAGGGUUAAUAAUACGAUUCUUAUUGGAAUCGGGAUUAACAGGUACAAAUUCUUCCUGGACAAUCACGAUAUCGAAAUGGAUCUACUGACCAUCUACUAACAUCGAAUUUCUGCGAACGUAGAAAGAUAAUAAUCCUUGUUAGCAAAAUGAAAUCUGAUUUCUACGAGAAUUAAAGAAUCUUGAAAAAUGCAAUUGUAAUUAUUAAUUCAAUUUUCUACUCGUCGAUGUGUUAUUUGCUUUUUUUUUUAAGCAGUCUUGACACGAUUGCGCUUUUCAUGAGAAUUCUUCAUUCUCAUUAUGAAAAGAGAAAUUUUUACGCAGAAUAUUAUAUAUUAUCGAAAAAUCCAAUCUCGAAUUUCGAUUUUUGAUGUAGAAUAUGACGUAAAACUGACUGAUAUAAAUUAUUACGCUCGAUCAUGGAAAUUAUACUUCGAUUUAUUAAUAAUUUUUAAACGAUUGGAUUGAAUGUAGCGGAAAAGUAUGAAUCAAUCGCGAGAUAUUCAAUCGUGUUAGAAGAAGAUUUGCGCAGACUAUUCCGUAAUGACGCAAGUAUAAUAUAAAAUGGUCCAUAGGCUAAGUAAACUUAUAAUUUAUUUAUAACGCUCUAUUUAAUUAAUAUUUAAUUUUAACUUCUACGUGACACUGUAACACCUCCAGCACAGUAUUAUUAGACAAAACGCGCGUCCUGUUCGAUGGACACAAUUGUACACAAUUUAAUAAUGCGCGUACAAUAAAGAGAGUUCCUUCAUGUUAUCGUAUCAAA